UGCAGCCCUUGUUUAGACAGAUUUAAGUGAAACUAGUGUAAAAAGAGUUUGCUGGGGAAGUUGGGAAGUCUUGGGAAGACCAGAAUCUUAAAGUGGGAUUUGUAACAUCAACAAGUUUCUGGUACCCUGUCCUUCCUGUCGGUUUUUGUGCAGAAGCUGUGUAUCCUGCCGUGUGCCAGUGGAGGCCACAGUCACUACAGUUGCUGAGCAGUCAGCAGCCUCAGCAGUUUCAUUUCCUCAAGACCACCCUUUCUAAGCGAGGUGAAUUUUUGGCAGGCCGUACAAGGAAAAGAUUGGGUCACUGAGACAGUUCUAGAGAAAGCCAGAGGAACAAAAACAGGGUGCAAGGAAGCUGAGGGAAAUUAGAGAGACUGUAUUUAACAAAAGGACAGGAAUAUUUCCAGGAAGGGUAAGAAAGGAAGAAAUCAAAAGUAAAACUUACAGAAUGGUACCGGAAGGGGUGGUCCUUUAAACUGCUGUAUGAAGGGCGAGGCCACAGUCAAGUAUUUAUCGCACAGUGCAGAUCACGGCAACUGAACUCUUGAUUCAGGUAAGACACAGAAGAACUAAUCCAGGGAAAGAGUUGCUGAGACUUGAGAUGACAAGGAGAUAGACAUAUUUUGGACCUGAAGAUGAACUCAUACUUGUGGUGGCCCUUUGGGUAAAGGCACAACUCGUGCCAGUGAAACAAGUCAGACGGGUUUUCUGAUCUGUUACUACCCUAAGCCUUUUGGAAGGAAUUUGUAUGCCUCAUUCUGUCAAAAGAUCCAAAUCCUGAUGUGAAAUGUGUACAGACUUCCACAAACUCCUUUUUGAAGUUUCCGAGGCUUUGGUCACAGAUGAACUGGUGGCACUGAAGUUCCUCAGCCUGGAUCACAUUCCCAUGAGGAAGCUGGAAGCCAUCCAGGAGCCAAAGGCCUUCUUCGAAGUGCUGCAGGAGAAAGACAUGAUUGAGUCAGGGAACCUGGCCUUUCUCAGGGAGCUACUCUACUGGAUCGGUCGGAUGGACCUCCUGUCUACCCACCUGGAUUCCAGCCGGGAGCAGAUGGAGAGAGAGCUGCAGGUCCAAGGCAGGGCAAAGGUGUCAGCUUACAGGCAACUGCUAUAUGGAAUUGCAGAGGACUUGACUCCAGAAGAUGUCAAAAAUGUGAAGUUCCUUCUCCAAAAAAAAUUGCCUAAGAACAAGCUCCAGGAUAAUGCUUCAAUGUUGCAGGUUUUUCUGGAAAUGGAAAGAAAUAGGAUAAUUAAAGAAGAUGACCUGACAACGCUGAAAGAUAUAUUAAAGCCAUUUAGAGCUGACAUAAAGAAAAAAAUUGAUAUCUAUGAAGAAAAAAAGAAAGAAAAUUAUUCUAAAGAAGAACUCCACUAUCCUGUGUCUGUUUCUCUGCAUCCAGUGGAACAAGGAGCAGAGGGGAAGACAACACACCUGCCUGUGGAAACAUAUAAGAUGAAAAAUAACCCCCAUGGUUACUGUGUGAUUCUUAACAACCACAUUUUUAACAAUCCGCAUUACAACAGAAGAGGAACAGUGAAAGAUGGAGAGGCUGUGAAGAGAGUCUUUAAGUGGCUUCAGUUUGAGACAGUUGAGCACAUGGAUCUGGAAGCAAAAGAAAUAUAUGAGAAAGUUAAAGAAUACAGCAAAAGAGAUCAUAGAAACAUGGACUGUUUUGUUUGCUUCAUUUUUUCCCAUGGUGAAAAACACAAAAUAAAAGGCAUUGAUGAUGAGUUAGUAAAUAUUAGAGAUUUGGUCUCCUGCUUCAGUGGAUCUAAUUGUCCCUCUCUCGCUGGCAAACCCAAGGUGUUUUUCAUCCAGGCUUGCCAAGGCUCUGUUGGUCAUCCAGCUGUUCCAGUAGAAUCAGACUUUUCUGGACAUCUUGGGACCGAUGCUACCCCUCCAACUUCCAUUCCUGAUCUGGCUGAUAUUCUGGUUGGCAUGUCUACAGUGGAAGACUAUUUGUCCUUCCGGAAUAGUGAGACUGGCAGUGUUUACAUUCAAUGCCUCUGUGACAAGAUAGAGUUGCUUUGCCCACACCGCAUCGAUCUCCUAACCAUCCUGACAACAGUGAACAGGGAAGUGGGAGGAAAAGAAUUUAAAGUAUGGAAUCAGAUGCCAGGAGGAAAAGUAUGGAAGCAGAUGCCACAGAUAAUAACAACACUACAGAAGCAACUGAUCUUCGAAAUUCCACAGGGACAGUCAAGUAAAAAGUAGAAAAAUAAGAAUGCAAUCAGUUUAGGCUUCCACAGGAAAGAGACUUUACAUGAGAAAUUAUCUAGAUCUGUGCAGUUAACCCCAGUCCUUGAAGGACCCAUAGGACCUAAAUUUUAAAAUUUCCAUAUUUAAUCAGUCUUCUGACACCUGGAUCUGUGGCAGUUGGGUAAGGCUGUGGAAGAGUACAGAUCUGGCUUUUUGUCCUGCAGAGGCAGUGGAAUAUAUUCAGUCUGGGUUUCAGGUGAGGAAGCAUGUAUAGGGUUGUAACUGCCUUACCCAGAGGUCUAUCUUUGGAAGCUAUAAUUUUUCAUGGAAAAUAACAUCCUGAUCCUGAAGGACCAAAAAAUCCAUGGUUAUGGUAAUACAAGAGGUUCUUUUCCUCCAGAUAUUUAGUUCAUUUUAUGUUAUUAGUUUACUUGGCUAAGCAGCAUUUUGGUGUAAGCUUUUUAACAGUAAGGGUUCUAAUUAGAUUUUUUCUCAGUGCCCCCAGGGGCCAGUGCAUCAU
This is a messenger RNA of Corapipo altera (White-ruffed manakin), 2714 nucleotides long. RefSeq names its product caspase-8-like. Gene Ontology annotation, biological process: proteolysis; regulation of apoptotic process; apoptotic process. Gene Ontology annotation, molecular function: cysteine-type endopeptidase activity; protein binding. Lineage: Eukaryota; Metazoa; Chordata; Aves; Passeriformes; Pipridae. The transcript has 8 exons. The record is from RefSeq and is a predicted model, not a curated record. The coding region runs from base 785 to 2209 and encodes 474 amino acids.